CGGGCCGGGGACGGAAGUUGCACCACAGUGCGACUACUUUCAGUUUUGUUUCUCUUGCAGGUAGUCGAGGGCCGGCGGUAGCGGGAUUUCGGGGCUCCUCGGACCCUGCUGCGGGAGUCCAAGGCUCUGCCCUACCCACGGCUUUUGCAUGUUUACGUUUGGUGCGUGCUGUAAAGAGGACGGAGUGGAAGAAAGACAGCCUUCCCCCAGUACCCAGUGCCUCCUACAAGCCAGAAUCUCCCAGCCGUCCAGGAUGGUCUCCAAAGUCUCCUCCCCCACUCUGCUGGAGGCUCUGAGCAGCGAUUUCCUAGCCUGUAAAAUCUGCCUGGAGCAGUUACACUUGCCCAAGACGCUGCCAUGUCUACAUACCUAUUGCCAGGGCUGUCUGGCCCAACUGGACAUCGGUGGCCAGGUCCGCUGCCCUGAGUGUCGGGAGACUGUGCCUGUACCACCCGAGGGUGUGGCCGCCUUCAAGACCAACUUCUUCGUCAAUGGUCUCUUGGACCUUGUCAAGGCCAGGGCUUCUGGAGACGCGCAUUCGGGGAAGCCAACGUGCGCUCUGUGCCCUCUGGUGGGAGGUAAGAGCUCUGGGGGCCCCGCCACCGCCCGAUGCCUGGACUGUGCCGAUGACUUAUGCCAGGCCUGUGCCGACGGGCAUCGCUGCUCCCGCCAGACUCAUAAGCACCGCGUCGUGGACUUGGUGGGCUACAGAGCCGGGUGGUAUGAUGAAGAGGCUCGCGAGCGCCAGGCAUCCCAGUGCCCCCAGCACCCAGGGGAAGCCCUCUGCUUCCUGUGCCAGCCGUGUUCCCAGCUGCUCUGUAAGGACUGCCGUCUAGGGCCCCAUCUGGAUCACCCCUGCUUGCCCCUGGCGGAGGCAGUGCGGUCCCGGAAACCGGGCCUUGAGGAGUUAUUGGCAGGUGUGGACAGCAAUCUGGUGGAGCUAGAGGCCACCCGGGUAGCAGAAAAGGAAGCCUUAGCCCAGCUGCGAGAGCAGGCAGCCAGUGUGGGGGCGCAGGUAGAGGAGGCCGCUGAACGGAUCCUCAAGUCCCUGCUGACCCAGAAGCAGGAAGUCUUGGGACAACUCCGGGCUCAUGUGGAGGCUGCUGAGGAGGCUACCAGGGAGAGGCUGACCAAGAUAGAGGGCCAGGAGCAAGUGGCCAAGGCGGCUGCUGCCUUUGCCCGCCGAGUGCUCAGCUUGGGUCUGGAGGCCGAGAUCCUGUCGCUGGAGGGAGCCAUCACACAGCGCCUGCGCCAGCUUCAAGACGCUCCCUGGACACCCGGGCCUACCCGCUGCGUGCUGCCCAAGCUGGAGCUCUACCCUGGGCUCCAGGACAAGAACUGCCACCUGCUUCGACUCUCCUUUGAGGAGCCGAAACAAUCCCAGAAGGACUCUGAGAAGGGCGGAGCUGGUACCCAAGGAGGAGAUGACUCUCAGAGCCAAGGGGAGGAGAGAACCAAGACAGGGAAGCAGGCUGGCGCCCAGUCCUUGUGUAAGGAUGGAGCCCCAACUCCCAAAGAAGGCAAGGCCCAGAACUCCCAAGAAGAUGAUGAUGUCCAAGUCGAAAGGGGCAACAGGGCUAACAAGAAGAAGAAGUGCAAAGGGAGGGGCAAGCCCAUUUCUCGGGAGCCCAGCCCCAUCCUGAGGCCAAACCUAGAAGGUUCAGGCCUCCUCCCUCGGCCCGUUUUCUCCUGGAGUUUCCCCACGAGGAUGCCGGGAGACAAGCGUUCCCCGCGGAUCACCGGGCUCUGCCCCUACGGCCCACAGGAGAUCUUGGUGGCGGAUGAGCAGAACAGGGUCUUGAAACGCUUCUCUCUUAAUGGCGACUACAGGGGCACGGUGCCGGUUCCCGAGGGCUGCUCCCCGUGCAGUGUGGCUGCCCUGCAGAAUGCAGUGGCUUUCUCCGCCAAUGCCAGGCUCUACCUCGUCAGUCCUGAGGGAGAAGUUCAAUGGCGAAGAUCCCUGAGCCUCACCCAGUCCAGCCACGCUGUGGCCGCGAUGCCGUGUGGAGACCGCGUAGCCGUCAGUGUGGCGGGCCACGUGGAGGUGUACAAGAAGGAAGGCAGCCUGGCUACGCGGUUUAUCCCAGGAGGCAAGGCUAGCCGGAACCAGCGGGCCCUGGUGUUCCUGACCACCAGCCCUCAGGGCGAUUUCGUCGGGUCAGAUUGGCAGCAGAACAGUGUGGUUUUUUGUGAUGGGCUAGGCCAGGUGAUCUGGGAAUACAAGGGCCCGGGUUUACAUGGCUGCCAGCCAGGUUCUGUGUCUGUGGAUAAGAAAGGCUUCAUAUUCCUGACCCUUCGAGAGGUGAACAAGGUGGUGAUCCUGGAUCCCAAGGGGUCACUUCUCGGUGACUUCCUUACAGCUUAUCACGGCCUGGAAAAGCCCCGGGUGACCACCAUGGUAGACGGCAAAUACCUGGUGGUGUCCCUCAGUAACGGGACUAUCCAUGUGUUUAGGGUCAGGUUUCCUGACAGUUAGCGGGGCUUAGGGCUGGGAUGGGAGGGCAGCUGGGGAGGGAGGGCACCCAUGGGAUGAUGUAGCCAAGGCUGUUUUCCCAGCUGGCAAAAUGCUUGCCCCUUUUGUGAUGUAUGGGGAGAAGGGACCCCAAGAGGGGUGGUGGUGUGACCAUAACCUCAGGAGCUCGCAGCAGGUGCCAGAAGUCAACCCAACCGCUUCCUUUGGAGUGACUCCUGCCGCUGUGGCUCCGCUGUGUAGUUUAGGUGUCUUGAGAUUUAUAAGUGAUUCUUGAUCUAUAUUCUUCAAAACCAUUCCUGGGAUGGGGUCACAAAUCCUCUGUAGAGCACUUGCAGGGAAAUCACAAAUGAGGCUGGGGGCGUGGGUGUGGCUCCAUAGUAGAGUGCCUACCUAGAGUCUACCAAUGAGGAGUGGAGGCGUGGCUCAGUGGGAGAUCCCCUGCCUAGAAUCCCCCAGUGAGGGGCUGGGGUGUGACUCAGUGGUAGAGCCCCUGCCUAGGAUCCCCCAGUGAGAGGCUGGGGUGUGGCUCAGUGGGAGAUCCCCUGCCUAGGAUCCCCCAGUGAGGGGCUGGGGUGUGGCUCAGUGGUAGAGCCCCUGCCUAGAAUCCCCCAGUGAGGGGCUGGGGUGUGGCUCAGUGGGAGAGGACCUGUCUAGAAUCCCCCAGUGAGGGGCUGCGGUGUGGCUCAGUGGGAGAGCUCCUGCCUAGAAUCCCCCAGUGAGGGGCUGGGGUGUGGCUCAGUGGGAGAGGACCUGUCUAGCCUACAGGAAGUCCUGGUCAAUCCCUAUGUCUUCCCUCCUACCUGGGGGACAAAACAGAUGGAACAGAUGAAAGUGAGGCCUAGGGAGAUGGAUGACUUAUGUCGUUCUCCAAGCAAAGGACAGUCCAGUCUAUGUCAAGACAUGGUGGGCAUGGUGGAAAUGGGUGAAAACUGGCCAUUCUCACGGGGGUAUAUGAGGUCAGAAGAGGCCAGAGGUCUCAGAAUGGCGAUAACGAUGUCACGUUCUGCUGACCACCAUUAGGGAGAAGAGACUCCCUCAGUGAAGUAUAGGGUAGAUUUCAAAGUGUCAGAGGUCAGAGAGUGCAGGCAGAGGCCAUAGAUGUGAGAUUAAAGCCAGGUGUGCAUCGCAACACACCUGUAAUCCCAGCACUUGGGAAGCUGAGACAGGAGGAUCAUACGUUUGGGCUACAUUCAGAGACUGUAAAAAAGUUGGACUCUCCCAACUCUCAAGCACCAGGCUGUCCUGUGGACAGAGCCCCAUCUCUGGCCACAUGAUCAUCGGAUCGGCAAGGAUGUCCACUAUGAGAGGGAGUGACCCUUCCAGAUGGUCAGCAUCAACGCUUGAGGGGUCCUGUCUGGAGAGGAGCGCUUCGGCAGGGCUGUGACUCUGAGCAUCCUUGAGUGCUCCGCCGAGCCCACCGACUGCAUUGUCCUGCCUUUCAGUGCCCUCAAGCCAGACAUCUCCCGAGUUCUCAGACGCCAUCAGGGCCCUCAGAAACCGUGACGAUAAGAUCCGUGUGUUGCCAAGUAAGGCUCACUGGAUCGAGAUGCAGCACCUGAUGGGGUGGGUCUUGUGGUUGCUGGUGAAGCUCAUCGACACCCCCAAUGUGGUCCGAAGUCUACAUCAACUGGUUCCGGUCUGACGACCAGAAGCCCUUUGAGACAGGAAAGCAGAAUCCUCUCCAAGGUAACUGCUCUGCCCUGAAAUGCCACCCUCAGGAUGCCCAGGACUUGGUGAGUGGCCAGGCUGGCCGAGGUCCGUCCCUGUAUCAUCCAUCCCCUCAUGAAGGAGAAGUGUCAGAAGAUGGUGAGGGGACAUCAGAGCCUUCCUGCCCCGGGCCUUCGGGAGAUGCGGGGACUAACAGACCCAGGACUUCAGCAGGUUUCAGGCCUUGGAGCCUGAGAUGCCGGACACUGUGGACGACGUGCUGGCCAGUGACGGGGGUCUGGAGGACUCCCUGACAGACACCCUGGCAGGCGGUGCAGGGUGGCACUCUUUGGGCAUGGCUAGAGCAGGAGUGUGAAGGGUGCUGAGUUGGUACCUGGCAAGCACAGGACUAUCUUCAAGAUCUACACACACACACACCCCAGCCCUUCUCCUGCCAUCAGCUGCAAGAUCACAGGCACCGUCAGGAAGAAAGAUGCAUUCCAUCUUGCCUAACAACAGGGAACAACUGGAGGAUCACAAGUCACCCACUGAGCUGCCCCACACCUCACCUCACCUCACAAGCAGAGGCACAAAUGACCCCUCAGACAGCUGUCACCUCCCUCCCACCAUCUCUGCACCUGCUCAGGUGAGCCGGGGGCCUGGGAGACAUAGAUUAAGGGAGGAACGUUGUUGUCUCCAUAUCCCAAGGUCCAUAAAGACUCAGCCAUGUUUCCUUAGCUCUCGAGUAAGAGAAACACCAUACUUCUUUUAUUAUGGGGCUCAGUGGGGAACCAGUAGCGAUGCUUGGAUGCAAACAGUGGAGUUUUAUACAUAAAAAAUAUGGGUAUCUUUGAUAUAUAAUAUUAGAGGUGAAAAACACAGUCUAGUCAAUCAGCAGUGGUAUUUAAAUAGGAAUUGAGAUCUCUGUAAUCUAACGCCUUUCUUAUGCUUUCCAUAUGCUUCCUGGGAUCUUAUUUAUUUACUGCUUUUCCUUAGCUUUCUUGGUAAAAUUCCUUUACGGAAAUGUUAGCGAAGUGAGGUUUACUGCGACGGACGGGAGAGGUGAGGAGGACACCAUUGAAGCCUAACGGCCGGCUGGCAUGGGAUUGGAGUGCCGAUGGAGGGGGGCUGAGAUGCAGGGGUGUAAAAAUCUAGAGAUGAUACAGCCGAAGGUAGCAGCAGCCACCACCGUCCUUUUGACCUGUGCUUGCAGCUUUAGGGCGGAGAUGGUGGAGGACUCUGUGGGGGGCUUGUUUAGCUGGGAGCUGUGGGGAACCGAUGCUGGAGAGAAACUUAACGUGAGGGCAGUGACACGGUGUUUGCGGGAUCCACGGGGCUUGGGAACCAGCCCAGAUGGGAAGUUUAGGGGUGGAGAAAGGACUCUUUUUCUGGGGGGCGUGUUUCCGGUUUGAAGAAACCAGGGCAGGAACUCAGCAAUGUCCAGGUCAGCUUUGAAUACACAUAGAUUUCCAAAGCCUGCCAUGGUGGUGCAGGCCUGUAAUGCCAGGGCUCAGGAGGGGGAGCAGAACUGUGAGUGGGAGGCCAGCCUAGGCUCCAGAGACCCUCGCCAACAAAGGCAGGCGGGGCCAUAGGUUCAGUUGGUAGAGAGCCUGCCUAACAUACGCGAAGCCCUGGUUUGGUCCCUAGCACGGAACAGAAACACGUAUAGUACAUACCUGCAAUCCUAGCGAUAGAAUGGAGGCAGGGGAGUCAGAAGUUCAUACACACCAAAGCAUAAAGGAAGAUGUGGAAGCCAGUAAGAUUACAAAACAACAUGGACUUUUGAUUUGAUAAGGAAAAGCUGAAUCGUUAAUGUACCCAGUUUAAAAAAAAAAAAAAAAGACCUGUUUCCUGUUUGGACAAAGAACGAACUAGUUCACGCACCCAGGGGAAGCAUCUACGAGCAAGGACUAGUAAAAUGAAUAAAACCAAAUUAAACCACUGGCAUGAGCCAGCGAUGAGGUUAGGACGUGUUCUGGAGAGACACAGUGACUCCUGGCACUGUAAAACAGUGCUUCCUGGAGAGACAUUUGGCAAUAGUUGCCCCGUUUUUGUUUUUUUCUUCUUGAAUGAUUGUAAAACUACACUAAUCUCAGCCUGUCUGGAAUCCGGCAGGGACUGAGGGUUGGAGGGUCGGCCCAGACUUCCCCAGCGGGUGGCUCCGUUCCAUCCGUAGCCCUGGGGGGAAAUGUCAUGCCACUUUGGGGAAUACAUUCUGGAAAAUAAUUCAGUCGUAGAAAAAUAUUUGCAAAGACCUUUACAGCUGCCUGCAUUUACUGUCAUUACCUGGAAACUGCUUUGUGGUGAGGGAGGGCUGAGUAGAUUGUGGUCUGUAUCAUGGAUCGCAGCCAUGAGAAGUCUUUGAAAGGAAUGGUAUGUGAUACAGUCCUAAGGGGAGGGAAGAGAGUGAGGGCGUGGCUGGGGAGACGGCUCCGUGGGUAAGAACGCUUGCCACACAAGCACGAGGACCUGAGUUCGGAUCCCCAGCACGCAUAUAGAAAGCCAGGUAUGGCCACAUGUCCCAGAGCUAUCAGGGUAGAGGGACAGAGGCAGGGGCUUGGCUGCUGCCGGGCUAGCUCCAGGUUCUCGAAGUUAUAGGUGGGGAGUAACAGAGAGGGAUGCUUGGUGUUUCCUAGACCCUGUGCGUGCAUGCACCUUGAUUGAUUGGGGCAUUCUGAUUGCAGCGGGUCAGCAGCAGGUGCCAAGCCGGCAACGGAUCCCUACUCUGUAAAUAGCCAAUGAUCUCGGCGGUUACGUCUUUUUGAGUUAUUUUGAACUGGUACACCUGCAUAUUUCUAUUUCAGUUAGUAUUAUAUGAUUGAAUACUUCAAGAAAAUAUACUUCCAUAAAUAAUAUUUAAGAAGAACUUAAUCCGGGCCAGAUGUGGUAGUGCACUCCGGUAACUCUCGCGCUUAGGACGAGGCCGGAGGUUUGUUAUUUUGUGGCCGGGUGGUCCCCACAGCUUGACAGGGUGGCUAUGAAGUUCCUUUUGGGAAGUCUUGCUGAGUUCUCCCGGCCAAUCCUGACCGAAUGCUGGGGCUACAGAACGAAGUGAGAUUGGAGGAGUUGUGUGAAGGCCCGGAGAGUGUGUGUGUGUUGUCCUGAGAUAGCGGGAUAGCCAACGCAAGUCUCAAUAACCGUCUGUGAAGUGAGUUAACGUGUAGAGAGGGGAUCAGACUUUUCUGACACCAAGGUUUCUGUAUGUCAGACUGCAGAAAUCUUGGCUGAUGGGAAGUCUCCAGUAGGGGGCACUGUUGCACCUCCUAAGGCAAGACUUCAAAAAUAGAGGACUGGGGUUGUCCGGUUUGUUAGGAGAGGGAAGAGCGAGGGAGGGACGAGAGAGAAUGUUCCACCUCUUUUAGGAGAAGGAGGAGUGAGGGAGGGGCUCCUGUGCCGUUUUGAGUAGCGCAGCGCUGCAGAGGUGCGCGGGAACCUGGAGCAGGAGGCUAAUUCAGAAACGAACCCGGCCUGGUAGUGCAGGCUGCCGUCCCAGCAAGCAGGGAGGCUGAGGCUGAAGGAUAGCCGAUUGAAGUCCUGCCUCGGUCACUUGGCAAGACCAUGUUUCAGAAUAAAAAGUAAAAAAAGGACUUGGGCUGGAGCUCGGGAAUAGAAAGCUUGCCUAGAAUCCCCCAGUGAGGGGCUGGGGUGUGGCUCAGUGGUAGAGGUUUGUCUAGAAUCCCCCAGUGAGGGGCUGGGGUGUGGCUCAGUGGUAGAGGUUUGUCUAGAAUGCAUGUGGUCCUGGAUUCAAUGCCCAGUAGCAGGAGAAGGGAGAGGCAGCCUGGUUCUGAAAGAGAAUCCCACAAAUGCUCAAGAGACAGAACCAAAGGCUUCUCUGGGACCUCGGAAGUUGAAGGGAAAUGCUAAACUCAUAAACAGGUAGGGGUGGGAGGCACCCACACUAGGAUCUGGCGGGUGGUGAGAGGGAUGGCCUUGAGCAUCACCUGGAAGUUGAAAUCCACACCUUAACUGACCUGGGCAUCCUAGCCCAUCCCACCCAGACUCAGAAUUGUUCUUUGUGUUUAAUCAAUACCUUAACCGCGUAGCAACAACUUGAUCAGUUAUUCUUUUCCUGAUUGGAACGGUCCAGGUUGUAUAUGGAUUGGGGACAAGUGGAUGUUGUUUGAGGAAGGGAGACAAGGCAACAGAAAAACUGUUAUAUUCAUAUGACUCUGCAGUCCUUCACCAGAGUAGGACCGAAUGGGAGAAUUGUGACAUGCGGGCCCAAGAGCUGGGCGUGAUGGCACAGACCUUAACCCCAACGCUGGGAAGGCGGAAACAUGCCAGCCUGAGCUACAGGUGAGACUUGGUCUCAAAAUAAGGGCUGGAGAGGUAGCUCAGUGGUUAAGAGCGCUUGCCGCUCUCACAGACUACCUGGGUUCAAUUCCCAGCACCCAGAUCAGGUGGCUUACAACAGCCUUUAACUCCAGCUCCAGGAGAUCUAGUGCCAUCUUCUGGCCUCCAAGGACACCUGCACUUACAUACACACAGCCACACACAUAGAUAUUAAAUAUAAAUGUUUAGGAAAAUAAUGUACCUAAGGAAGUCUGGCUAAGGGGGCUGGAGAGAUGGCUCAGAGGUUAAGAGCACUGGCUGCUCUCCCAGAGAUCCUGAGUUCAAUUCCCAGCAACCACAUGGUGGCUCACAACCAUCUGUAAUGAGGUCUGGCGCCAUCCUCUGGCGUGCAGGCAUACAUCAAGGCGUAUGUUGUAUACAUAAUAAAUAAAUCUAAAAAAAAAAAAAAGAAAGUCUGG
Alexandromys fortis (reed vole) is the source of this 8871-nucleotide messenger RNA. RefSeq names its product tripartite motif containing 56 (gene Trim56). Gene Ontology annotation, biological process: protein monoubiquitination. The record is from RefSeq and is a predicted model, not a curated record. Lineage: Eukaryota; Metazoa; Chordata; Mammalia; Rodentia; Cricetidae. Bases 149 to 2476 code for a protein of 775 amino acids. Gene Ontology annotation, molecular function: zinc ion binding; ubiquitin protein ligase activity. The transcript has 3 exons.